Cladocopium goreaui is the source of this 968-nucleotide messenger RNA. The record is from the annotation of a GenBank genome assembly. Lineage: Eukaryota; Dinophyceae; Suessiales; Symbiodiniaceae.
GCGAAAAACACCGCAGCAAGACAUGCCACAUGAGGAGCUUGCUCCAUGGCGCCCCAUGGGCAUCACCUCGCUGAAUGCGCCCCGAGACCGGCCCGCGGAGGACCAGCGCUGGCGACCAGCCAAAGGGGCACCUGAAGUGCCGCAGGAGAAACUUGAGCGUGCUCGACGUGCGGUGGGUGAUCAGUGCAUGAACGCUCGUGUUCCUGGCUACACGGGCUUUAUUCCCUCUGCCAAAGCGGAGGACAUCUAUGGCCGAACUCAAGCGGCCGUGGGUGCCGGCGCCAGAGAAGAGCAGUGGCAGAUGGACCAGCGCCGCGCGGCGCUGCACGAAUCCCUGCGAGCCUCGCAACAGCAUCCGUUACCCCACCCAGAGGAUCGCUUCACCGAUCCGGCACCGGACCCGCACCCCUUGGGGAAGGCCAAGGCCGAGAUAGUGAGACCCUACUGGGUUCCGACCAUCCCGGGCUACAGCGGGUAUGUGCCUGGCAAGCACGCGGAAAACAUCCAUGGCGGUGGCAUCAUCCACACCUGCAAAAUGGCUGGCCGAGCGAUUGCUGAGCGAACACCGCAGCCAGAGCCCUUCCCAGCCGUGACGCAGCAGGAUGAUCUGCCGAGAAGUCGCCUGGUGGAGCACUUCCAUGCGGAAAAUUCGGCCGAGAGGCCUGAGCGUGAUGGCCAUGCCGCCAAACUGCGUGAGCAUUGCAGCAAGCAAAUUCCCGGCUACACCGGUCAUGUACCUCGAGUGGAGGGGGAUACCAUCUAUGGUGCCACCACCCGCGCAGCGAACUUGGUCGCUGCGGAUCUCAUUGAGGACAGGAUCUACAAUCCAGCAAAUCACAUCAACAUGGUGUGUGCUCCCCAAGCUCCAGAACCUCGCAAACUGCGGAUCUGAGCGGCCGGGGGUGAUCUUUGAUGGGAAUGCUGUGAAACUUCAGCAGCACGGCCAAGACAUAACAAACAGAUUCCAG